This is a messenger RNA of Strongylocentrotus purpuratus (purple sea urchin), 5570 nucleotides long. RefSeq lists its product as uncharacterized. The transcript has 12 exons. Bases 479 to 3457 code for a protein of 992 amino acids. Lineage: Eukaryota; Metazoa; Echinodermata; Echinoidea; Camarodonta; Strongylocentrotidae. The record is from RefSeq and is a predicted model, not a curated record.
ACCAUGGAGACGACGCUGCUUCAGGGGAAUUACCGUGUGUGAAACUAAAAUUAACGGAUUAAUAUUUUUGAAAUGAAAGAAAAUCGUCGUUGCAGAACGUCAAAUAUUGGAUUAUCUAUAACGCAAUGAUUGUGAAGAGGCUACAUACCUAGCGAAUUACGUGCUGAAGGGGUGUAAUUUCAUGAUCAAUCGACUGUUAUUUUCAAACGCGUCUUUCCAGAAUCAGGCAUGGGUAUCGUCAAGUGAUGCGGCGCCUGUACCGCAGCGGUGGAGUCUGGCAAGUUACGUUGGGAUUUUUCGGAGCCGUUCAAGAUCCAGAUCCAGCCGCUUGAAGAAUAAAUCAAACGUUUACUCUGCAGAAUAUAUCUCCGUUAUCAUAAGAAUUUUUCAACGAUUUCUAAUUUAAUGUGCUAAAAAAGUAAGAGAGCUCAGAUACACUUCUGCUACAUCCUCAAAAAUAUUUCCUCUCCAAGCAAAGAUGAUGAUGGAUAGUAGUGUCAGGAUAGAUGAAACGUCAUGCGGACAGGUUGUCUGUCAGCAUCCGUCCUGCUGGUACUCCAAUCGACGGAGAGAGAGGGGGCUUCCUAAGACCCAAUAUGUUGAACAUGAAGAACAAGGGACUACCUCCGAUGAGGAACUUCCAACCCUCAAGGUGCUGAAUAUGCUUGGAGAUUAUGGUUAUGACUCCGGUGAUCGUUACCCCACCGGGCGACCGUUGCCAAGGAGGAGACUGCCCCAAGCCAGGGGUGUGGAUGAUGAUGCAGAGAGAAGUCAUUCAGCUCCAGUUAUCCGCCAACUGAUAGAUCAACCUCAACGGAAUGUGCCUAGCUCUCUACCAAAGUAUACCUGUAUGCCCAUGACCCCCCAACAAACACCCGUCAACCAAACACCCACCCAAUCCCAAGGCACACCCCAGAAGGCCAAAUCUCCAGCCAAGCAACGCCCCACCAACAAAUCGGCUCCAGCUCGCACAGCUCCACUCAACUUCCUAGAGUUUGUGAAUGGGGUCAAGAAGGUCGACAUGAGAGAUUCUCUCGGGGUCGGUGGGCUCAAACACCAAGGGGUAAUACCACAGAAUCGCAAGGUCUAUGUAUGGUGCCCUGCAACGGCUGGACUCCGGGAGAAAACAGAUGCCUCACAGGGCAGGCCUGAAGAUGGUGCUACAAAAAUAAAGGUCCAUCCUAAAGAUGUGACUGAAGAUAUGAUCCCAAAGAAUCUUAACACAAAUCAGAACAAGAACCAGAAGAUGAGGAAGAAUUUCACGACGCCUACAGGAGGGAGACCUUACACCCAUCCAGCCAGGUCACCCCCUCCCAAUACCAGACGUACCUUACCUCAAGACUUUGAUGAAGGAAUUGCACAGUUACUUCAGUUACCAAGAGAAGUGCUACUUGAACUGGUGGAGCACACCAAAGAGAGUGAUCUCUUUGACAAGAACAAGGUCGCUAUGCUCCUGGAGAAACUCAUGCCUCACAUCCACUUUGAGAAGAACGAUGUUACGCAACAGCAUCCCCCGAUCCUCUCACCUGUCAACACCCAAGUACCCUCCCAAACUGCCGCCCCAUCAGCACCACUGCACUCUAGUGGAAUACUCCGGCAGAAGAAGGUGACGCUAUUGGACUGCCGCGAAAAGAGGAUGGAUCCAAUAAGGGCACCGCCCCCUACGAGGAGCAUGCCGUUCUUCCUCGAUGAGAGCGGGAUGUCUGGGAUCACGUCUUCAUCCUACACGAGGCGGGAAAGGCCAGAUCAUCAUACGGAAGACGAUCGGGAGACGACGUUGAUUUCCCCAACUAUAGCUUCGGAGGAAGUGACCAAGAGGAAAGCACAUCGGCCAAUUAGAGGGGGACCGACUGAGAUGUCAAACUACUCUCGACGCAAGGUGACCUCCGUCUCCGCCAAGACCUUACCCCCUCUACUGCCAGGGGUCAGAUCCAUACGACCUUUCAACUACACCGAUCAGUCCUUUGAUCUUGCUCUCAGUCCUUUGAGCACGCUGGAAUACGAGCCUUCUGAGAAAUCCUCCAGCCCCUUCUCCGGCAAAGCAUCCACUGUGUUUGCUACCGUCCCCAGUCACUUCUCUGGUCGCACCCCUCCCCAGACCCCCUGCUCGGCGUGCGAGCGCACCCCCAUCCCUCCCAUACCGAGGAUGGGGUCGGCGCACUAUUCAACCAUCUCCACCGUACCAAGCGAUGACUUUCCGGAGUUGCAUUGGGUUGAUUUUGAGAAUGCAAUUCACGGGGGUGCCCCAAGCCAUGUCUUCCAUGUCCCUUAUGCUACUUCGGAUGAGGUGAAACAAGAAAGUCAUCAUGAUGCCCCACCACCUGGUGCUACAAGGGUCCUAGAACAGAUGGAUGUAGUCAACCUGCCCCCUGGUAGCUCUAUUGCCCCUUCCUCUGUGGAACCAGGAACUCCUGCAGAAGACGACGAGGCCGAGCAACGCAACGUCCGUCAGGAUCGACCUGUGGGAACUGCAAGUACGGGCACCAGAGGUACCUACUCCGUCCAAAGCCCUGCCAAACCACCAGAAUCAAGUACACCGUACGAUGCUGCCACCAGUGUAAUGGCUCAGGCAUCAGAGAAAGCUGCAGGAUCACCACUGGCUCUGUAUACCCCGUUGCCAGCGGCACAGACCCCAGAGGUGUGGCCUGUGGUGGAUGAGAGGGAAUACAUGAAUUCACCAGAAAGGAACAAUGAACGGUUGUCCACCAAGCAGAUCGAUAUGAUCCUUGCCCCAGUAGCGCCUCCUCCUUCCCCAGAACCAGCUGGCAUGGAUGUUGACUAUGACAUCCAGGAGAUGAGCAGUAAGAGCACGGCGACGCCCUCUCUCACACCCCUAGCAGAAGAAGAGGAGGAGGAGGAGGAGGAGGAGGAAGAAGAAGAAGAAGUCAGUGUGGCUCCUGAAGUGAUGGCCUUGCAUCAUCAGCCUGACCAAGGCCUUGAUGCACUAAUGGGGGAUAAUGCAGAAGAAAAGGGUGGUAGCACAGGGACGAGGGGGACCGAAGCUGAGAGGACAGGGACCAGUUCAGGGGGAUACCUCGGAGACGACGAAGGUGCUGAGAACAGUACUCCAGGAGAAAAUGGAGCGGGUCAAACGAAUCAAGGAACUAUCAAUGAGUCUGUCCCAGGUGAUCAAGCGCCUCAAAGCCUAAAUCUAGAGACGGAAGGGCUGGAUACUAUUGAUUCCACAGCUGGAAAAAACACUUUAGCAUCUCUUGCUGAGGAUGAAGAGACGGAAGGGCUGGAAACUAUUGAUUCCACAGUUGGAAAAAACACUUUGGCACCUCUUACUGAGGAUGAAGAGACAGAAGGACUGGAAACCGUUGAUUCCUCAUUUCGUAAAGACACUUUAGCAUCUCUUACUGAGGAUGUUGAAGAGGAUGUCCCAGUUGCUUCUGAUGGUAACCAAGUAGAACAACCUGAUUUGGAAAGCACAGAACAAAACAACGAAGUCACAUAGUCAACAGAACAAGCCAGAUAAGAUCAAACCACCCUUAGUUGAAUAAGAUGGAACUGAUCAAACUACAAGAUCGACUUUAAAUAAACAGUUUAUCAAAUAUUUGAACAGGAUAAUAUUUGUAAUUGUAUUGCAUAAUUUUGCGUCGAUAUGUGGUUAAUUCAUUCGAAAACUUCAGUAUGAACUUCUACCGUCCUUGAUAUGCUACUACAUUUGCCAGUAUAUUAAUAUUUUAAGUUUGUUUUAUCCCUGUACUUUAUCAUUAUUUACCAUUUUCAGUUGAUGUUUUUGUAUUAAAUAUGAGAAUUCAAUAUACUGUAUAUAUAAAUAUAUAAACACAGGAGAUCAUUAAGAAAAGAAGACACAUCGAUGUAAUGAUCGAAGUAAACAAUGUAUAUGAAAUAGUAAUCCUAUAUUAGAAAGAAAAUGUGCAGCUGUAUUGAAAUAAAAGAGUAUAAUAUAUGACUUGUCACAAAAGUGAACAGUGAGCAUGGAUAUGGCAAUAGGUUUACCUCAUGGCCAAAUUUUAGAGAAUUUUUUCAUUCUUUAUCAUUAAUCAACCUCAUAAAUUCCAUUAAUGUAAAAAGGGUUGAAACUUUUAAAUUUGUUAUCGUUGAAUGGUUGAGAUCAUUAGGGAUCAGUUCUAUGACUGUUAUACCGGUGAAAAUUCAAAAUGGGUCAACACCUUUUAGAUGCGUCAUAGACCUUAUGUCCUACAUUUAUAUCAUAAUCAAACAUAGAUUGGUGAACUAGAAAAUAUACGAUACUAACUUUCGUAUUGAGUGCAUAUCGAUCCCAAGUGGUGCUCAAAGACACUUUUAUUACCCUGGCUUUAGCCCAGUUCUCCUAAGGUGCUAAAAGCAUCCAAAUAAUGAAUUCCUACCAGGUACCCAUUCACUACACCUGGGUGGAGAAUGGCAAAUGUAGAUUAAUGUCUUGCCAAAGGACUUUAAUGCAGCAGGUCUUGAACUGUGAACCAUAUGAUCUAGGGUCCAGUGGCGUGUCUACCAGUCAACGACACCUGUCAUAUAUAUGUUGUAAUAUACAGAAUGUAUUGAAGAUAUAAGUUGGUCAUAUUUUUCCCUUUUGUUUUGGUGCAGUGAAUUUCAGUGAUUUACAGAAUUAUACAGAGUAAAAUUCCUUCCAUUUUCUGACUGAGUAAAGAUAUGCCUUGUAUUAGUAAAAACCGUCCAAUUUAUUUUCUAUUGAGGCUGUCUGUAUAUCAGUUGAUAUAUGUCUGAAUGAGUCAAAUGGCUUCCAUUUGUAUUAAUAUCCGUCCAAUCUAUUACAUGCAAACUCUUGUAACAAAUUUACACUGCUUUUUAUAUUUAUGAUAUUGUCCAUAUUUAAUUUGUUGGGGGUAUAGUUAUAUAUUUAUAUGUUUAAUAAUAGGUAGAUUAACUAAUAGUGAUUGUAUUCAUUGUACAUGUAUUUAAAAUGGAUCUAUAAUAUGCCUGAAGUAUCAUUCUUGAAAAUCAUGAAGAAGACAAAUAUUCUAUGCAAUUGAAUCUUGAGCUAGGAGUAGAAUUCCCCACUUAAAAUAAUACUAAUUCAUAAUAAUAAUAAUAUUCUGCUUUUAUAUAGCGCUUAAUUGAUACAUCAAUGCAUGUCUCUAUAAGCACUUUACAGAUAUCAUCUUGCCCAUACCCGAUGUAUACACAUUCUCCACUCCUUGAGCAUUCAAACCAGGCGUCAUUUUACAGACGCUCACAAUUGUAUCCAAAUAAAUGUCUGGUAAUGUGAUUGAUACUGCAUUGCUUGAAUUUUUCUUAGAAAAAAAAAUUCUUCUGUUUUGUUGUGCAUAAAGUGACUAUCAUCAGUUAACUGAACAAUUAGCAUUUCCAAGGUACCGGUAUAGAUUAUUGUGGAUUAUUAUCCAUGAUGGAAGAUUGGAAGUCAAUAUAACAAUUGAUGUGGGGGUAUAUAUUAUCAGAAAAUAAAAAAUGAAGACUGUUGUUAUUUUUGCUUAUUUAUUUUUAUUCAUAUUUGUAUUUGUUUAUUUAAUUAUUGAUUUAUUUAUUUUCUUAUUUAUUAAUUUAUUUAUACUUAUACAUUUGUCUUGCCCCAUUUAAACUUAACUUUAACUAUAAAACAGUGGUAUAUGUCUGAAAAAUGA